GUCCCGGCCCGACGGGCGCAGCGCGGGGCCCCAUGGAGGGGCUGCGGGCGCUGUGGCUGCUGGCGGCCGCGCUGGGGGCUGCGGGGGGACACCCGCAUCCCUGCCGCGGUCCGACCCGGCCCGGCGCCGCCGUGCGCCUGGGAGCGCUGCUGCCCUCCGGCUCCCCCGGCCCCGUCCGCGCUGCGCUGUCCGGGGGGGGCUCCGGGGGGGGUCCCGGGGCGGUGCUGCCGUACAACCGCAGCCUGGAGGUGGUGGCGGGCGGUCCGGCGGCGCGGGACCCGGCUUCGCUGUUGCGGUGGCUGUGCGGGGCGCUGCUGGGGCGCGGCGUGGCGGCGGUGCUGGCCGUGCCCCGAUCCCGCCGCGAGCUGCUCCAGAUCGACUUCUUCGCCGCGGCGCUGCGCGUUCCCUUCGUCAGCGUCGUCGGCAGCGGCCGCGCUCCGCCGUUCCGCGCUCAGAGCCCCUUCCACUUCCACAUGGACCGGCAGAGCUCUCUGGAGACGCUGGCAGAGGUGCUGGCGAGCAUCCUGCAGGCCCACGAGUGGCGCGAGGCCACGCUGGUGCUGUGCCGCCCCUGGGAUGUCACCGCCUUCCUCGACCAUGCACAGCUCUCCCUGCACACUGUGCUGGACCUCCGCUGCCUGCAUGAGCCCAGGGCUGAGCGGUGCCUCCGGCAGCACCGGGAGCACCUGGGUGCCCUCUCUGGCCCUGUGCUGGUGCUGGGCUGUGACCUGCGGCGCGCACGGCGGCUCUUCAGGGCGGCGGAGCGUGCGGGGCUGCGGGCGCAGGACGUGCGCUGGGUGCUGGGCUCCCCACUGCACGCUGCUGAGCUGCAGGGCGAGGAUCUGCCCAUGGGGCUGCUGGCCUUUGGGGAGGUGGGUGCCGCGCCGCUGGAGGCUGUUGUGCGUGAUGCAGUGGAGUUGGUGACCCGCGCCAUCAGCAGCGCCGCCGCUGUGCGCCCCGACCUUGCGCUCAACCCCCCCAUGGUGAACUGCAACGACGGCAGCGGGGACAGCACUGAGUCCUCUGGGAGCUUCCUGGCCCGGUUCCUAUCCAACACCUCCUUCCACGGGCGGACGGGUUUGGUGCGGGUGCAGGACGGGACGCGGGUGCAGACGGAGCAGCAGUACCGCGUGUGGAGCCUUCAGCGCGACCCACGGGGACGGCCCGCCUGGGUGACGGUGGGCACGUGGCAGCACGGCAAGCUGCAGCUGGAGGAGGGCGCGUGGCAAAGCCACCUCCAGCGCAAAGGCCCCCCCGAGGGGAACGGCGGCGCGCGUGCGCGGCUGCGGGUGGUGACGCUGGUGGAGCAUCCCUUCGUCUUCACACGGGAGGUGGAUGAGGAUGGGAGCUGCCCCGCUGGGCAGCUCUGCCUGGACCCCGGCACCAACGACUCGGCUGUGCUGGAUGCGCUCUUUGAGGAGCUGAGCGCUGAGAACGGCUCUGUGCCGCGGGAGUACAAGAAGUGCUGCUAUGGGUACUGCAUCGACCUGCUGGAGCGGCUGGCCGAGGACGUGCCCUUCGACUUCGAGCUCUACAUUGUGGGCGAUGGGAAAUACGGCGCGUGGAAGAACGGCCGCUGGACGGGGCUGGUGGGGGAUCUGCUCAGCGGCACAGCCCACAUGGCCGUCACCUCCUUCAGCAUCAACUCAGCACGCAGCAAAGUCAUCGACUUCACCAGCCCCUUCUUCUCCACCAGCCUGGGCAUCCUGGUGAGGACCAAGGACACGGCGUCGCCCAUCGGGGCCUUCAUGUGGCCCCUGCACUGGACCACGUGGGUGGGCAUCUUUGUGGCCCUGCACAUGACCGCACUCUUCCUCACCCUUUACGAGUGGAAGAGCCCCUACGGAAUGACCCCCCACGGCCGCAACCGCAUGAAGAUCUUCUCCUACUCCUCAGCCCUCAACCUCUGCUACGCCAUCCUCUUUGGGCGCACCGUCUCCAGCAAGACGCCCAAGUGCUGCACCGGCCGCUUCCUUAUGAACCUCUGGGCCAUCUUCUGCCUCCUGGUGCUCUCCAGCUACACGGCCAACCUGGCGGCCGUCAUGGUGGGCGAGAAGACCUUCGAGGAGCUCUCGGGCAUCCACGACCCCAAGCUGCACCACCCGUCGCAGGGCUUCCGCUUCGGCACUGUAUGGGAGAGCAGUGCCGAGGAGUACAUCAAGAAGAGCUUCCCCGAAAUGCACGGGCACAUGUGGCGUUACAAUGUCCCCACCACCCCCGCUGGCGUCACCAUGCUCAAGACGGAACCCCCCAAGCUCAAUGCCUUCAUCAUGGAUAAGUCCCUGCUGGACUACGAGGUGUCCAUCGACUCCGACUGCAAGCUGCUCACCGUGGGGAAGCCCUUUGCCAUUGAAGGCUACGGCAUCGGCCUCCCCCAGCACUCACCGCUGACCUCCAAGCUGUCCGAGUUCAUCAGCCGCUACAAGUCAGCCGGCUUCAUGGACCUGCUGCACGACAAGUGGUACCGCAUGGUGCCCUGCGGCAAGCGCGUCUUCGCCGUCACUGAGACCCUGCAGAUGGGGAUUUACCAUUUCUCGGGGCUGUUCGUGCUGCUGUGCAUCGGGCUGGGCGGCGCGCUGCUCACCUCGCUGGGGGAGCACGCCUUCUACCGCCUCAUCCUGCCCCGCAUCCGCCGCCAGAAGCGGUUCAGCUACUGGCUGCACACGAGCCAGAAAAUCCACCGCGCUCUCAACAUGGGCGCAGAGGAGCAGAGGAGGCAGAAGCUGAGCCUGGAGCAGAGGCGCAGCCCCCGGCAGCACCCAGCAGCCGGCCGGAAGGAGGUGCGCAGGGUGCGCUUUCAGCUGGAAGCCACCGAGGGUCCCCCAGGGCCUCCCAGCAACGGGUUGGUGCAGGGGGAGCGGGCAGGGGGCGAGAGCGAGCUGCAGGAGCUGGAGGAGAAGAUCGAGGCGAUGCGGGAGCAGCUGCGUGCGGCGCUGCUGAGGAAGAGCGAGUUGGUGUCAGCGCUGAGCACAGCGAGGGGCCCAGCAGCAGAGCAAAGCCAGGAGGACAGCCGCACUGUGAAAGCAGCAGAGUACAGCUGAGAGCUCUGCCCCACGGUCAGGUCCCAGCCCUGCCCCAGCACAGCAGCCUACAGGGCUCAGCAGCCACAGGAGACCCCCACGCUCCGAGCCCAGGAGGAAGGAGCAGCCCCAGGGUCAGGGCUGAGACCCCAACCCCCGGAGAGGCAGCAGCAGGGAGCUGACAUCACGCUGAGCUCUGGAGCCACAGCCGGAGAGCGCAGCCCCCGGGGGCAGAGGGACGGACAUCAGCAGUGCUGGCCCUUCCUCGGGCUGCACAAAGAGCACAGGCUCAGUGCAUUCACCUCCCUCCGAGGCAGCAGAGGAAGGAACUAAAUCCAAAUGCAAGAGACCAGGGGUGCCUGUCAACAGCCACGGGUGCCCCAGGCACGUCUUCCCUCCCUGCAGCCUUCUCACCUGUGCAGAGGCUGCACUGCUGAGCACAGCAUUGGGGACCUGGGCUCGGCCCUCCUCCAGGAUCCUCACCUCACCUUCCAGCAGGACCCCAUCCCAGUGCUAGCAGGACGUGAGAGCAGCACCAAGCAGCUGUUAGAUAUAAUAUUUAUUAUUAUAUACAAACACAUUUUGUACAUUAAAUAGAAUGAACUCUA
This is a messenger RNA of Gallus gallus (chicken), 3628 nucleotides long. It is a transcript of the gene GRIN3B, whose product is annotated as glutamate ionotropic receptor NMDA type subunit 3B. The transcript is spliced from 10 exons. The record is from RefSeq and is a predicted model, not a curated record. Gene Ontology annotation, biological process: modulation of chemical synaptic transmission; monoatomic ion transport; ionotropic glutamate receptor signaling pathway. Gene Ontology annotation, cellular component: postsynaptic membrane; plasma membrane. The coding region runs from base 33 to 3041 and encodes 1002 amino acids. Lineage: Eukaryota; Metazoa; Chordata; Aves; Galliformes; Phasianidae. Gene Ontology annotation, molecular function: transmitter-gated monoatomic ion channel activity involved in regulation of postsynaptic membrane potential; NMDA glutamate receptor activity.